CGCCGCCUCUGUUUGUACACAGUGCGCUCCCGGCCGCCCGCUCGCUCCCCUCCAGCUCACGCUUCAUUGUUCUCCAAGUCAGAAGCCCCGCAGCCGCGGCGGGGAGAGCAGCGCGAGCCGAGCGCACCGUCCGUCCGUCAGCCGGUGGCUCUGUAGCCCGCGCGGGAGACCCGGCGCCGCCGCAGGAGCCCGCGCCCCGCCCGCCGCGCCCGGCGGGGACCCACUCGCCGCGGAGGCUGAGCCCGCCGGCGGCUCCCCGGCGCUCGCUCACCCACCUCCGCGCACCGGAGCGCAGGCGAAAGAGAAGAGACUCCUCUCUAGCCACCACUCUUUCUUGCCCGCUCCAAGAAUUUGUUUAAGAAAGAGCUGCGGGAAGAAGACGUCUCCUUGAAUUCUUCAGCAGGGGCGGAGUCUACCACUGCCCUGCGGUGCCACCUCGGCUACACUGCCCUCAGCGACGACCCCUGACCAGCCGGGGUCACGUCCGGGAGACGGGACCAUGAAGCGCUUGGUAGCCACCUGGCUCUUGGUCGGGCUCAGCCUCGGUGUCCCCCAGUUCGGCAAAGGUGAUAUUUGUGAUCCCAAUCCAUGUGAAAAUGGAGGUAUCUGUUUGUCAGAAUUGGGCGGUUCGUCUUUUUCCUGUGAGUGUCCGGAUGGCUUCACAGAUCCCAACUGUUCUAGUGUUGUGGAGGUUGCAUCAGAUGAAGAAGAGCCAACUUCAGCAGGUCCCUGUAUUCCUAAUCCAUGCCAUAAUGGAGGAACCUGUGAAAUAAGUGAAGCAUACCGAGGGGACACAUUUAUAGGCUAUGUUUGUAAAUGUCCUCGAGGAUUUAAUGGGAUCCACUGUCAGCACAACAUAAAUGAAUGUGAAGCUGAUCCUUGUAAAAAUGGUGGAAUAUGUACAGACCUUGUUGCUAACUAUUCCUGUGAGUGCCCAGGUGAAUUUAUGGGAAGAAAUUGUCAAUAUAAAUGUUCAGGUCCAUUGGGAAUUGAAGGUGGAAUCAUAUCAAAUCAGCAAAUAACAGCUUCCUCUACUCACCGAGCUCUUUUUGGACUCCAGAAAUGGUAUCCCUACUAUGCACGUCUUAAUAAGAAGGGUCUUAUAAAUGCAUGGACAGCUGCAGAAAAUGACAGAUGGCCUUGGAUUCAGAUAAAUUUGCAAAGAAAAAUGAGAGUUACUGGAGUGAUCACUCAAGGAGCCAAGAGGAUUGGAAGCCCAGAGUAUAUAAAAUCCUACAAAAUUGCCUACAGUAAUGAUGGAAAGACUUGGGCAAUGUACAAAGUGAAAGGCACCAAUGAAGACAUGGUGUUCCGUGGAAAUGUUGAUAACAACACACCGUACGCUAACUCUUUCACACCUCCCAUAAAAGCUCAGUAUGUAAGACUCUAUCCCCAGGUUUGUCGAAGGCACUGCACUUUGCGAAUGGAACUUCUUGGCUGCGAACUGUCAGGCUGUUCUGAGCCUCUGGGUAUGAAAUCAGGACAUAUACAAGACUAUCAGAUCACUGCCUCCAGCAUCUUCAGAACGCUCAACAUGGACAUGUUCACUUGGGAACCAAGGAAAGCUAGGCUGGACAAGCAAGGCAAAGUGAAUGCCUGGACCUCUGGCCACAAUGACCAGUCGCAAUGGUUACAGGUGGACCUUCUUGUUCCUACCAAAGUGACCGGCAUCAUUACACAAGGAGCUAAAGAUUUUGGUCACGUACAGUUCGUUGGUUCCUACAAACUAGCUUACAGCAAUGAUGGAGAACACUGGACUGUAUACCAGGAUGAAAAGCAAAGGAAAGAUAAGGUUUUCCAGGGCAAUUUUGACAAUGACACCCACAGGAAAAAUGUCAUUGAUCCUCCCAUCUAUGCGCGGCACAUAAGAAUCCUUCCUUGGUCCUGGUACGGGAGAAUCACGUUGCGGUCAGAGCUGCUGGGCUGCACAGAGGAGGAAUGAGGAAACCCUACACCCCACAACUCUCUUCUCUACUUCCCUAGAAGUAUUUCCAUGGAAUGAACUGUUCAAAAUCUGUAGGAAACUGAAUGAGUUUUUUUUCAUGAAAAAGUGCUCAAAUUAUGGUAGGCCACUGUCUUUUUAAGGAGGUCUAAGCCUGCCUUUUCAAUGAUUUAAUUUGAUUUUUAUUGGUCAAGUCUCUUAAGUCACAUCACAUUAGCUGUGAAUUACUUUUCUCAUUGUUUUCUGAAUUAUUCACAUUGGUUGGAAUACGUUAGGGAAAGAAAGUAGCCUUCUUUUUAUAGCAAGGGUAAAUAAAUCUCAAAGUCAUCAAAUACAAGCAAGAGCUGAUAGAGCUUUUACAAUCAAUACUCAACUAAUUCUUGUGAAAGGAAUACUGCAAUGUUAGCAAUAAGGUAUUUUUCUUCUAUAAUGACUCUGCGUUAUCCUAAUUGUUUCCCUGUGCCUAUCAAAUACUGUCGGUGUUGAUAACAAAAAUUUGAAGAAGAAUCUGUAACAUGAGGUACUAGUUGAUAUAAUUCUCAUUUUACUUUCAUUAUAUCUAAUCAGAGAAAAUAUGAUCUUUUUACUUUUGCUUCUGUUCUAUAUUCUUUAUAUUGCAUAUUGCCUGAAUAACACAAUAUUUUUUCUAAUUUAACUUUCUCCUAUUCGUUGCCUAAGAGAAGUGUCAUUUUAUUUGUAAACAUGGAACUCGACUGAAUAUCAGUAGAUGGAUCUGCAUUUAAUAUCAGUAUAUUAAAUCUGCAAUUUUAUUUUUGAAGGAAGUUAUAACUACAUAAUUUCCAAAUACUUUAUUUAUACAGAAUCCCAUGCUACCAGUUUGCAAAAAGGAACAAGAAAUAAUGUAUUAUGUCCCUUUCAAUUUAAAUCUUCAUUUUAAUAGUAUUUACAUGGCCUUAUAUUUACCUUAAAAUAAUAGAAUCAUGAAUUGUCUAUUUUAAAAAAAUAUUAGCAAAUACUAACAUAGUACUGCAUACCUUGGCCAAGCAUACUCAUCAUUUCUUUGUUCAUCUCCACAUUUCCUAUGAAACUAAAAUUUUAUUGAGAUUUGAAACUGGUGGUAGUUUCCCAGGAAAGCAAAUUGUUUACUUAUUUGUGAGAAGCAGAGUAUUUACUAAUGACAAAGUAGUAAACCAUUUUCAAGAUGAAAAUAUAUUUCUAUUUAUUUUGUUUCAAAGGGCCUGAAAAAAUAAGCAAUUAUCAUAACAAUUUGUUAUUGAUAAUGGAGGUUCCAUUGACAUGUCUCUCAAAUUAAAGCUCACACUGCCUCCAUAAAUGUCUUCAACAUCUAAUUUAUAAGCUUUACAAGUAUUUAUUUUAUAAGGCUUAGACAGAAUUAUUGGAGUUUUAAAUUAAGGGUCUUGGAAAAGAAAAGAUAGUAUGUGUAUGAAAUGUUAAGGUCCUACACAACACUGCUAACUUUUUUUUCCUUUAAUAUUUGUGCUGCAUAACAAAAGCCACUAGACUGUUACUGUCUUGUCUGUCCAUGUGUUAACAGCAUUUCUUAAUGAUGUAUAUAUGGUCUUCAAUCACAGUGAAGAAUUUAAAGAGAAAGUCAAUCAUAUUGGCAUUUUUAAUAAAAGCAAAAUUAGUUGGUCUAAGGAAACUAGUUGACCACAUGUUGGUUCCAUGCCCCCUUGCUUUCUACUUCGGCUUCUCAUUUUGAAAUUAUUGAUUUGAAGCCUCUGAAAUGAUAAUCAGUUUUCAACAUCUUUCAAAAAUAAAAUUUUUAUGUUGUCAGUGUCACCUUUUUAAGAUAAAUUUGAAGUUAGGAAUUUUAAAUAUUUUUAAUAGGCUAAACUUUAAAGAUAUGUGACAAAUAAUUACUUCAGUUCAAAAAUAUACACACUUACCAUCUAGCCAGUUGUCCUCAUUUCUUCCAAGGUUUACUGUCCCACCAAAUUUCUAGAUGUUUUGCUUUGCAGAUUAUGCAUGAUUCUUCAUUCUUAAGAGUAUAUUUUUAAAAUUCUGAGUAAUGCUUUGUGAUGAUUUACUUUUUCAAAAUUACUAAUGUCUUUUUAUGAUGUUUUGAAUUUUUUUCUACUGAUAGCUGUUUAAAAAAUAUUUUCCAAGGGAGUUGGUUAAAAUUCAAUGUCCCUUAGAAAGACAUUGAAAUGGCUUUCUCUUGCUUUUGCAUCUUCUCUUUGCUUUAUAUGCUCUUCACAAGACAGCAUGUCCAACGGGAUAUCUAUUGUCCCAUGAUGCCCAAAAUUGAUGACAGCAAAGGAGUCCCAUAUGUGUAAAUUUUGAUAAUUAUUGUGAAGUGAUAAAGUAGCUCUUGUGUCACUUGUAUCAAUGACAUCAAAGAGAAGCAAAAUUUAUGCUAUAUAAAUUCACACUAAAACAAAUAAAAUACCAUAAGCAGAAUACACAAAAGAAUCACCUAGUCAUCACUAUAUUGAGUAACUAUCACAUGCUCAUUUUAUAAUUUAUGAAAUUAAAAUUUUAAGCAUCUCCAUUUUAUCUACAUCCUUUUAAAAGCAUUUAUUAUAUUCACUAAUUCUAAUUUUAGGGUUGACUUUCUCUUUCUGAAUGUUUCAUAAAGAUUGGUGUGAAUUUUGAAGAUUUGGGGUACUAAUGAUUAUAUCUUUGCUAGUCAACAAAUUAUGAAAUAUAAUACUCAAUUCUGGCAUCUAAUAUGUCAGUACGUACAGAAAUAACUAUGACACAAAUAACCUUUGCAAACUUUCAAGCUGUGUAAUAUCCCAAUGUUGUUUUUUCUUUGUAUAUAUACUUAUAUCAUGUAGGAUGUUGUAAAAUCAGUAUGACCUUGUCUAGUCUUCAAACUUAAAAUAAACUUUUGAAAACCUGGGAUA
Messenger RNA from Microcebus murinus (gray mouse lemur), 4776 nucleotides. It is a transcript of the gene EDIL3, whose product is annotated as EGF like and discoidin domains 3. Gene Ontology annotation, molecular function: signaling receptor activity; calcium ion binding. Lineage: Eukaryota; Metazoa; Chordata; Mammalia; Primates; Cheirogaleidae. The record is from RefSeq and is a predicted model, not a curated record. Gene Ontology annotation, cellular component: plasma membrane.